Messenger RNA from Aureobasidium pullulans EXF-150, 321 nucleotides. RefSeq lists its product as uncharacterized. The transcript has a single exon. Gene Ontology annotation, molecular function: protein binding. The annotation marks the transcript as partial. The record is from RefSeq and is a predicted model, not a curated record. NCBI's taxonomy places the organism in Eukaryota, Fungi, Ascomycota, Dothideomycetes, Dothideales, Saccotheciaceae.
CUACCUAACGAGGUCUUGUGCAGUAUUGCUGGCUUCGUCGACGACGCAGACAUUCCCAAUCUCCGACUGGCUGCUAAGGUCUUCCACUACAUCACAGCUGAACGUUUUGCGACGGUCUUCUUUCAAGAUCGUGCCUACGAGCUGUCACCCGCUGGACUGAAGGCUCUGGUCAAGAUCACGGAGCAUCCAGUCUUUGCGCCUUACAUCAGAACUGUCAUCAUUGGGCAUGGAGGGAAACAUCACUCAGCAAAAUACCACGACAAAAUGGAGUCAGCAUUCCAAAACCUCAAGGUUUAUGGACACAAGAUCUCUCUCGGACUU